GGGCCGGGCUGAGACCCACGGCGGCGCAGGCUAGGGCCAGGGCAGAGCAGAGGCAGCAGGGCAGCGCCCGGCUGUGCUGGGGCUGGUGGGAGCUGGACCCAGAGCUGCCACGGGCGGGUCAUGCGCUGCCCCAAGUGCCUUCUCUGCCUGUCAGCGCUGCUCACGCUCCUGGGCCUCAAGGUGUACAUCGAGUGGACCUCGGAGGCCGGGCUCAGCAGGGACUCCCCGGGCCCCAGGGGCACCCUGCCAGACGCCACCUCGGCCAGCCCCGAGCCCACCCUGCCUGCCAACCUCUCCGCCCGCUUGGGCCAGCCUGGCCCGCUGUCCCCAGCUUACUGGAACCAGCAGCAGUGGCGGCUGAGGGCCCUGCCCAGUGGGGACGGCGCUGAGGCCGGGGACUGCCAUGCUUGGGGGGCCGCCGCAGCUGCCCAGAUUCCCGACUUCGCUUCCUACCCGGAGGACCUCCGCCGCUUCCUGCUGUCCGCGGCCUGUCGGAGCUUCCCACGGUGGCUGCCUGAAGGCGGUGUCGGCCAUGUGGCCGGCUGCUCGGCCGAGGACGUCCCUUACCUGCUGCUGGCUGUCAAAUCGGAGCCAGGGCGCUUUGCGGAGCGCCAGGCCGUGAGGGAGACCUGGGGCAGCCCAGCGCCUGGCAUCCGGCUGCUCUUCCUGCUGGGGUCCCCGGCAGGACUGGGGGGGCCCGACCUAGGCUCGCUGGUCGCCUGGGAGAGCCAUCGCCACCGUGACCUGCUGCUCUGGGACUUCCUCGACGUCCCCUUCAACCGGACGCUCAAAGACUUGCUGCUGCUGGCCUGGCUGGACCGCCACUGCCCCGACGUGGCUUUUGUGCUGCAGGUUCAGGACGAUGCCUUCGUGCACAUCCCUGCCCUGCUGGGCCACCUGCGGGCCCUGCCGCCCUCCUGGGCCCGGGGCCUCUACCUGGGUGAGAUCUUUGCCCAGGCCAGGCCCCUCCGCAAGCCUGGAGGGCCCUUCUACGUGCCCAACUCCUUCUUCGAAGGCCACUACCCAGCCUACGCCAGCGGGGGCGGCUACGUCAUUGCAGGGCGCCUGGCCCCCUGGCUGCUGCGGGCGGCCGCCCGGGUGGCCCCCUUCCCCUUCGAUGACGUCUAUACCGGCCUCUGCUUCCGCGCCCUGGGCCUGGUGCCCCGGGCCCACCCAGGCUUCCACACUGCCUGGCCGGCCCAGCGCGCCUUGGGCCCCUGUCUGCUCCGCGACCUGCUGCUGGUGCAGCCCCUCAGCCCGCAGGACAGCAUCGGGCUCUGGAAGCAGCUGCACGACCCUCGGCUCCGGUGCUGAGCCCCCUCCUUCCAGGUCUGGGCGCGCACACGCCGCUAGAACUGGGACAGCAUGAGCUGCUUUGGGUCUUCCUGGCUGGCGGGCAGGGGCACCACCCGGCCCUCAUCUGUGGCUGAUAAAUACACGCUGCCCGCACAGGCUGGGCU
Ochotona curzoniae (black-lipped pika) is the source of this 1460-nucleotide messenger RNA. It is a transcript of the gene B3GNT8, whose product is annotated as UDP-GlcNAc:betaGal beta-1,3-N-acetylglucosaminyltransferase 8. Bases 121 to 1314 code for a protein of 397 amino acids. The transcript is spliced from 2 exons. Gene Ontology annotation, cellular component: membrane. Gene Ontology annotation, molecular function: protein N-acetylglucosaminyltransferase activity. The record is from RefSeq and is a predicted model, not a curated record. Lineage: Eukaryota; Metazoa; Chordata; Mammalia; Lagomorpha; Ochotonidae.